Molecule: messenger RNA, 3112 nt
Organism: Cryptotermes secundus
Lineage: Eukaryota; Metazoa; Arthropoda; Insecta; Blattodea; Kalotermitidae
Gene: Noc2
Product: nucleolar complex protein 2 homolog
Exons: 14
Coding region: 355-2703 (782 amino acids)
Biological process (GO): negative regulation of transcription by RNA polymerase II; ribosomal large subunit biogenesis
Cellular component (GO): nucleolus; Noc1p-Noc2p complex; Noc2p-Noc3p complex
Molecular function (GO): transcription corepressor activity; histone binding
Source: RefSeq, a predicted model, not a curated record
CAUACUCACGGAUCGCAUCAUCACCACGGACUGCAGAAUUUUUAUAUUGCUUGUAUCUAUGGUCAGUAUGUGUAAUGGCAGUUUUGUAUAUCUUUGUGUGUACGAAGAUUUGAGUGUCUUAAUAUCGGUAUUUUUAAUCAAUAUUUCAUGGUGCACAAUAUUUUAUACUAUGAGUUAUUUGUGACAUAUUUUAAUUAAUGUUUGUUUUGCCUUUGCUGAAAAGGACCAUGUUUAGUACAUGCUUGGCGUGAAAAGUGCAAGCUAUGUGAUACAAAAGUUAGGUUAGGUACUUCAAAUCUCAUCGUGUAAUGUUAAUUUUUCCUACUUGCACGUUCAUUAAAUAUAAUAUCCAUUAUGAGAGUCAAACCGAAGGGUAGAAGAGCGAAGAAGGUGGGGAGUAUAACAAAUGGACGUGGGAAAGGGAACACUAAGAAAGUUGAUUUAAGCACUCUAAGUGUUGAUGAUUUCAUGAACUCUACUUUUGAUGAAUCUGGGGACAGUGAAAUCGAUAAUGAUGACAACUCACCAGAUGAUGUAACUCGAGCAAUGAAUGAGGAUCAUCAGGAAGAAGAUUUAGCUGCUGAAGAUGAACGCUUCUUUAGUGAGGAUGAACAUGAGGAAAUUUCUGAAGAUCAUACUAUGGGUUCAGAUGCUAAUAAAGCAUCUGAUGAUGAAAAUGUGGGAAAUUCUGAUGGGGCUGAAGACUCUGAUGGUAGUAAUGUGUUUGACUGGUACACACACAAGAAGUCUUUGGAAAAGUUACGUGAUACUGAUCCAGAAUUCUACAAGUACCUUGAACAGAACGACAGGAAACUUCUUCAGUUCAAUGUAUCAGACAGUGAAGAUGAGGCAGAGGAAGAGCAGGAGGACCAGAUACACAAACCUGUGCCGGACUUGGAGGUUGCAAGCGAUGAAAGUGACUUUGAAGCAGAUGACAAGCCAAAGGAUGAACAUGUGGUGACCCUAAAAAUGGUCAAGGACUUAGAGGAAAAAUUACAUAAUUCCAGUUCUAUUGAUGCUACAAGAUGUGCAGUAAAGAUGUUCCACUCUGCUCUUCAGAGGGUUACCUCACCCCAGGAGGAAGACACAGAACCAGCAGAGUUUGUGGUUGAAGGCAGCCCAGUGUUCAAUGCAGUUGUUCAGUUGUGUGUUCUGGAGAUACAGGCAGCAUUCAAACGUUGCCUGAACCUGUCAUCCACUGUCAAGGAGCACAUUCAGCUAACCAAGUGUAAGAAGUGGAGGAAGAUGAAACCUCUGCUCAGCUUAUAUCUGACAGAUCUUGUCAAGUUUCUUGCCAAUGUCUCGUCUUCACAUAUUCUUGCAGUACUUUUAAAACAUUUGCACCAACUUGCAAUGUUCAUGCCAUACUUUACCAAACUGAGACGUCCACUUCUGAAGAGGCUGGUAUCACUGUGGGGUUCAGGAGAGGAGACAGUUCGAGUCUUGGCCUUUUUGUGCCUUCUGAAAAUAACAACCAGGCAACAGAAGGCAUUGCUUGAGCCCGUGUUGAAGAUGAUGUACCUGACUUAUGUGAGGAAUUGUAAAUUUGUGGCCCCUUCUACAUUGCCAGCUGUCCGGUUCAUGCGUCAGUCACUGACGGAAAUGUUUGCUCUGGACGAGGCUGCAUCAUACCGGCAUGUCUUCCUAUAUGUUCGGCAGUUGGCAAUUCACCUUCGAACUGCUAUUACUCUCUGCAAGAAGGAGAAUAUUCAGGCUGUAUAUAACUGGCAGUUUGUCCAAUCAUUACAUUUAUGGACAGAGGUUCUUGGAAUGACAGCCCAUCGACCACAUCUCCAGCCACUACUGUACCCUCUUGUGCAGAUAAUUAUUGGCACCAUAAAGUUGGUUCCCACAGCACAGUACUAUCCUCUGCGUUUCCAUUGUGCACAGAUGUUGAUUCAGCUCUCCAAGCAGACUGGAACAUUUAUACCUGUUUUACCAUUCAUACUUGAGGUGCUCAGUGGGUAUAACUUCAACAAACCACACAAGAAAGUAUCAAUGAAACCCCAGGACUUCACAUGCAUUCUUAGGCUCUCAAAGUCACAGCUUCAGGAGAAUGGCUUCAAGGAUGCUGUAAUAGAGAAAGUUUACCAGCAACUCCUGGAGUAUCUUGCCAGUGAAGCUCAUACGAUCUGUUUCCCUGAUACAGUGGUAGCAGCAAGCAUACAGUUAAAGAAGUUUGUGAAGGAAUGUAAGUCUGCAAACUACAGCAGAAAGUUAAAGCAGAUCCUUGAGAAAAUUGAGGAGAAUGCAAGAGUUAUUGAGCUAGAGCGUUCCAAAGUUUCAUUCUCAUUAAGUGACCGUAAAGCCAUAGAUGCAUGGGAAACCAACUUGAAGUUAAAUGGAACUCCUCUGGCUAUAUUCUAUGAAUCAUGGAAUAAAGUAAACUUACAGCAGAUGGCUAAGCGAGCUACCAACAAUGACAAGCUAGGUGAAUACAAUAUACCAACAUUAAAGAAGCAUGAAAAGAAACGCACAAAUCCACAAGAUGAUGAUGGUCCUGUUGAACUGUUCCCUUCAUCAGAUGAAUCAGAUGAGGAUGUGGGCUUGACACUGAGUUCACCACCAAAGAAGAAAAAACGUGGCACACGAGGCAGAAAGGGGAGAGGGAAAGUUCAGAAGAUGUCAGUGGAAGAUACAGAGAAUGUACCUAGUGGAGAAGAAGAUAUUGUUCAGGAUUUGCAGCUCUCUGACUUCAAGUAAUGCCUGUCAUGGAAGAGAUGCUGUUAUAAGGAAAAAAUACUGUUUGGACAACAUGGGAACUGGAAUGGUGAGAACGGAGUGACAGCUCUUUAUACUGUCAUGUUAUCAGGAGUUUUUAAUGUCAUGUGGUUUUAUGUAUUUGCUGGGCUAACUGCAGGAAGGUGCAAGUAAGCUUUCACAGUGGCUAGAGUUCAUGAGAUCUUCUUAAGACUAUCAGCAUGUCAGGUAGUCAGAAAUUAAUAAAACACAAUAUGCUGGUAAUUUCUAACCAACUGACAUGGCUGACAGCCCAAGAAGAUUUUAUCAUCAGGUGUAUGUCAUACUGUGAUACAAUGACAUUUAUACUGGAGCAAAAGUGUUUCAUGUCAGUCUGUCUUACUGUCCAUACAAUAAAGUUGUGUUGUCCGUA